Messenger RNA from Hypanus sabinus (Atlantic stingray), 13234 nucleotides. Its product is annotated as asc-type amino acid transporter 1-like. The transcript is spliced from 8 exons. Bases 784 to 1743 code for a protein of 319 amino acids. Gene Ontology annotation, cellular component: membrane. Lineage: Eukaryota; Metazoa; Chordata; Chondrichthyes; Myliobatiformes; Dasyatidae. Gene Ontology annotation, molecular function: neutral L-amino acid transmembrane transporter activity; L-amino acid transmembrane transporter activity. The record is from RefSeq and is a predicted model, not a curated record. Gene Ontology annotation, biological process: D-alanine transmembrane transport; amino acid transmembrane transport; D-serine transmembrane transport.
UCCAGUUCGUUAAUGCGGUCAUUCAGGAACUGGAGUUGGCUGCACUUCCCGCAGGUGUAGUCAUCAGGGAGACCAUCAGGUUCCAUGAAUUCCCACAUCCUACAGGAGGAGCAUUCCACUGCCAUCCUGCCUGCACUGUACAGUGGGCAACCAAGACCAAAUCAGCAAUCACGAAAGGAAAAUCCUACCCUUCUUACCUGUUUCUUUGGCCUCGGCCUCUUCUUGUCGAAGCUUCUUGAGUCAAAGAUUCUGACUCCAACUCCCACUCAAUCGAUGGCCGCUCCGCUGGACCCCGUCUGUCUUUAAUGGUUAAAAAAAAGAACAACUCCCACGCAAAGAGAAAGAACUCUGUGUUUGGUGGUUCUUUGCCCGCCUUCCUGCCGCCGAUACCUCUGACCACUGAGGUCUCCCUCUCAGAUGUGGACCAGAGUCUAUACAAAGUGGAAAUCCGCCCAGUCCAUUGCAAAGCUUCCAGUGUUGGGACCAGUGAGUGAAGAGAGGGAGCUAAAGGAUGCAUCUCUUUAUAGCAGCCCAUCACCAUGGGCAAUGCCAUUGCCGAGAUGGCUGUGUUCCUGAACAAGGACACUGCAGUGAUGACCUGUAUGUCAGUUACAGCCUUCCUAAAGGGCGGUACUGAAGGAGCGUUGCGCUGUGCGAGGGGCGGAACGGAGGGAGCGCCGCGACGUGGGAGGGGUGGAACUGAGGGAGCGCCACGCCGUCAGAGGGUUAGGAGGGACGCAGGGAUUGGGAGUUGGCGCCGGGGAGGAGUCAGUCGGCAGCAGAAUGCGGGCGCGGACAGGCGGCCCGGGCAUCCCCGAGAGGGUAGCCCUGAAGAAAGAGAUCGGACUUCCCAGCGCCUGUGCCAUCAUUGUGGGAAACAUCAUCGGAUCAGGAAUCUUCAUCUCACCAAAGGGAGUGCUGGAACAGGCGGGCAGUGUGGGUCUGGCCCUUGUGGUCUGGACUCUGGCUGGUCUCGUCACCGUCAUUGGCUCCCUCUGCUAUGCUGAGUUGGGAGUCACCAUUCCCAAGUCCGGAGGGGACUACGCCUAUGUGAAGGAGGUGUUCGGGGGCUUACCUGGGUUCCUGGUGCUGUGGAGCGCACUGCUGGUGAUCUACCCCACAACGCAGGCAGUGAUGGCUCUAACCUUUGCCAGUUAUGUGCUUCAGCCCGUCUUCCCUGAGUGUGUGCCGCCUUACGUGGCCUCGAGGCUCCUGGCUGCCCUCUGCCUCAUACUGCUGACCUGGGUCAAUUGCUUCAGUGUACGAUGGGUGACAUGGAUACAGGACCUGUUCACUGCGGGGAAACUGCUUGCUCUAGGACUCAUCAUCAUGGUGGGGUUUGUGCAGAUCUGCAGAGGUCACUAUGAAGCCCUCCGGCCGAGCAUGGCAUUUGACAGUGCCUCCAGCCCCCACAUUGGGCACAUUGCCCUUGCUUUCCUACAGGGUUCCUUCUCCUACAGUGGCUGGAACUUCCUCAACUAUGUCACCGAGGAGCUGGUUGACCCACAGAGGAACAUUCCCCGUGCCAUCAUCAUCUCCAUCCCUCUCGUCACAUUUGUCUACAUCUUGGCCAAUGUCGCCUACGUCUCAGCCAUGAGCCCCCAAGAGCUCCUGGACUCUGCAGCCGUGGCCGUGACAUUUGGUGAGAAGCUGCUGAGCUCUGUGCCGUGGAUCAUGCCUCUCUCCGUGGUCCUGUCAACCUUUGGAGGAAUCAAUGGCUACCUCUUCACCUCAUCCAGGUGAGAAUAGAGCCCAUCCAUCCUUGCCCUGGGUACUGAGUGCAGGGAAAACCAGGACGCUGGACCUGCCCGGAGCACCCUCCCUGUGGGGUGAAGGUCGGAAGAUUGUCAAAAUUACAGUAGGAGGUGAAGUGCUGGCAGAUGAAGUUCAUCUCAAUGUAUGAGAGGAUGUUUUGGGAAGUUGGAUUGGAAGGACAUGCAUAGUGCAAGAAAUUCCCAAAUUGAGAUCAGAUUCAUGUCAAACUAGUUGAUUGUUAUAAAAGACUAGAUAUGUUGAAGAAUCAAAAAUUACCCGAUUGCAGAUGGCUGGUCCCAUAGAGGUUUCCCUCGGUGUGUGUUUGGUAGUGUUGAUCAAAUCCCAAUCCUCUGACAGGGAUCUGGUACGGAAAGGUGGCUUCUGUCUGUCAGUCUUUCAACUGAGUCAAAAUUACCCCAUCUGCCGACCCCACUCCCCCCUCCGCCAUCUGCCUAUCACCCUCCUCACUGGGUCCACCCAUCACCUCCAGGCUCUGUCACUAUUCCCACUCCCUCCUCCUCCAUCUAUCAUCCCUCCUCACCUGUAUCUACCCAUCACCUCCCAGCUUCUAUCACUAUUCCCACUCCUUCUCACCCCAGAUCCACCCCUCAAUACACUCUACGUUUCACAAGAGUGCUCAGAAAUCCUUCUUUAUUCCUUUAACAAAUGUACUAUGUCUAACUCAAGUUCAAGUUUAAUUGUCAUUCGACCAUAUAUGAAUGCCCAUGGAUACAGCCAAAUGAAACAGCAUUCCUCUGGGGCCAGGGUGCAACACACAGACCAUACACAGCACAAGGCACAUAUAGGAUGUAUAAGACAGCAGUAAACAUAUAGUCACUCAAAAAAUAUAAUAUAGCCCAAGUCCGAGUGCAUGAAUGUUGUUGGCUUGAGCAAGCCUGCAGCACUCUGCAGACGAGCACAGUCCACCUUAUCUUCCCUCCAGCGAACACUAAGGGCAAUAGCAGCACCUCCCUCCAGCACGGCUGCAAACAGGUGACACCACAGCACGAGGCCGAGUCUUCGCUACAGCUCAGGCCACGCAGCUCCUCCGUCAUCGAUCUCGCCAAUAAACCAGUGAGCCAGACUUGCAAUCACAAGAAAAAUGACCAAAUCACUCACACCGCCUUUGUGCACCAGCUCUGAUGCCUCUCUGGAGUAGGCAGCAAGUCUGCAUCAAUUCCUUCACCUUCAGUUCUUCUGGCAACAAGCAGUUUGCUGAUAGCAUAGACAUGCAGUACUUGAAAUUCUUGAUGUCCAGCAGGGUCUUAUGAUUAUUUAACAUUUUAAAAAGUCAAGAACACUUUUGGCUGGCCCCAUAAAGGCCACUGCAGGUGAGCACACGACCCUCUGACUGGAAAAUCCCUGAUAGCUGACAAAUCCAAUCAUCCUGAGUGUUUGGCCGAAACAUCUCCUCAUUCUUUUCUCCCAGGUCCAUUGUUCAGUUCAGGUGCACUCAAUCAAUUGUUUGGGGAGAUGGGGCAAAGCUAGGGGUUCAGGAGAGGGGAGACAGGGCAGUGGGGAAUUAGGGAAGAGUGAGGUGCAACAACAGAUUGUCCAGUGGUCACUCCUGUGCUGGCAGGUUUUCCGAUCCUGCUGUGUCAGAGAGCCUCUAAGCUGACGGUGUUCCAGAACAUGUGUUCCCCGCAGGUGUCACAGAAUGUGCCUGAUGUCAUUUUCUGUCUCUUGUUCACAGACUAUGCUACGCUGGAGCACGACAGGGUCACUUGCCCAGUGUACUGGCCAUGAUCCACAUCACACGGUGUACGCCCAUCCCAGCCCUCCUCUGCUCCGUAAGGAUGACCGAGGCUACAGCCUCAUUGUCCCAAUCCCUCCAGCACUUGCAAGUACAGACGGGGUCAAAGGUUACUUUGCUGGGGAGCUACUUCAUUACCAAUCAGCACCUUCGUCUCUGAGUCUCAGAAUGGACCAAUCGGUAUCAGGGACAGAGGGAUGGUGGGAGGGGGAAGGUGUGUGUAGGUAACACAGUCAAAGGAGGGAUGCGUUAGUGUCCCAACGGUCAAGGAUGUGUCGGUGUUACAGUGAUGGACAGGGUGUGUGUGUGUGUCAGUGUUACAGUGACAGACAGGGGGGUGUGUGUCAGUGUUACAGUGACGGAAUGGGGGUGUAUGUGUCGGUGCUAUAGUGAUGGACGGGGUGUGUCUGUGUUAGUGUUACAGUGACAGACAGGGUGGGUGUGUUUGUGUGUGUGUGUCAGUGUUACAGUGAUGGACAGAGGGGUGUGUGUCGGUGUUACAGUGACAGACGGUGUGUGUGUGUGUCGGUGUUACAGUGACGGACGGGGGGGUGUGUCAGUGUUACAGUGAUGGACGGGGUGUGUGUGUGUGUCUGUGUUACAGUGACAGACAGGGUGUGUGUGUGUCAGUGUUACAGUGACGGAUGGGGUGUGUGUGUGUGUGUGUCGGUGUUACAGUGACGGACGGGGGGGUGGGUGUCGGUGUUACAGUGAUGGACGGGGGUGUGUGUGUCGGUGUUACAGUGUUGGAUGGGGGGUGUGUCGGUGUUACAGUGACGGACGGGGUGUGUGUGUGUGUCGGUGUUACAGUGACGGACGGGGUGUGUGUGUGUCGGUGUUACAGAGAUGGAUGGGGGGUGUGUCGGUGUUACAGUGACAGAUGGGGGGGUGUGUGUUGGUGUUACAGUGACAGAGAGGGUGUGUGUGUGUGUGUGUGUGUGUGUGUCGGUGUUACAGUGACGGACAGGGUGUGUGUGUCGGUGUUACAGUGACGGACAGGGGAUGUGUGUGUAUCGGUGUUACAGUGACGGACGGGGGGUGUGUGUCGGUGUUACAGUGACAGAUGGUGUGUGUGUCGGUGUUACAGUGACAGACGGGGGGUGUGUGUAUGUGUCAGUGUUACAGUGACGGACGGGGGGGUGUCAGUGUUACAGUGAUGGACGGGGUGUGUGUCGGUGUUACAGUGAUGUACGGGGUGUGUGUCAGUGUUACAGUGACGGACGGGGGGGUGUGUGUGUCGGUGUUACAGUGACGGACGGGGGGGUGUGUGUCGGUGUUACAGUGACAGACGGGGGAUGUGUGUGUAUCGGUGUUACAGUGACGGACAGGGGGGUGUGUGUCGGUGUUACAGUGACGGACGGGGGGUGUGUGUCGGUGUUACAGUGACGGACGGGGGGGUGUGUGUAUGUGUCAGUGUUACAGUGACGGACGGGGGGGUGUCAGUGUUACAGUGACGGACGGGGGGGGGUGUCGGUGUUACAGUGAUGGACGGGGUGUGUGUCGGUGUAACAGUGACGUACGGGGUGUGUGUCGGUGUUACAGUGACGGACCGGGGGGGGGGGUGUCGGUGCUACAGUGACGGACGGGGGUGUGUGUGUGUCGGUGUUACAGUGACGGACGGGGGUGUGUGUGUGUCGGUGCUACAGUGACGGACGGGGGUGUGUGUGUGUCGGUGCUACAGUGACGGACGGGGGUGUGUGUGUGUCGGUGCUACAGUGACGGACGGGGGUGUGUGUGUGUGUCGGUGCUACAGUGACGGACGGGGGUGUGUGUGGGUGUUACAGUGACGGACAGGGGUGUGUGUGGAUGUUACAGUGACGGACGGGGGUGUGUGUGUGUCGGUGUUACAGUGACGGACCGGGGGGUGUGUGUCGGUGCUACAGUGACGGACGGGGGGUGUGUGUGUCGGUGUUACAGUGACGGACCGGGGGGUGUGUGUUGGUGUUACAGUGACAGACGGGGGGUGUGUGUGUCGGUGCUACAGUGACGGACGGGGGUGUGUGUCGGUGCUACAGUGACGGACGGGGGUGUGUGUCGGUGUUACAGUGACGGACGGGGGGUGUGUGUGUCGGUGUUACAGUGACGGACCGGGGGGUGUGUGUUGGUGUUACAGUGACGGACGGGGGUGUGUGUCGGUGUUACAGUGACGGACCGGGGGGUGUGUGUCGGUGCUACAGUGACGGACGGGGGGGUGUGUGUCGGUGUUACAGUGACGGACGGGGGGUGUGUGUGUCGGUGUUACAGUGACGGACCGGGGGGUGUGUGUUGGUGUUACAGUGACGGACGGGGGUGUGUGUCGGUGCUACAGUGACGGACGGGGGUGUGUGUCGGUGCUACAGUGACGGACGGGGGUGUGUGUCGGUGUUACAGUGACGGACGGGGGUGUGUGUGUGUUGGUGUUACAGUGACGGACGGGGGUGUGUGUCAGUGUUACAGUGACGGACAGGGGUGUGUGUGUGUCGGUGCUACAGUGACGGACGGGGGUGUGUGUCGGUGUUACAGUGACGGACGGGGGUGUGUGUGUGUCGGUGUUACAGUGACGGACAGGGGUGUGUGUGGGUGUUACAGUGACGGACGGGGGUGUGUGUGUGUCGGUGUUACAGUGACGGACCGGGGGGGGUGUGUUGGUGCUACAGUGACGGACGGGGGGGUGUGUGUUGGUGUUACAGUGACGGACCGGGGGGUGUGUGUUGGUGUUACAGUGACAGACGGGGGGUGUGUGUGUCGGUGCUACAGUGACGGACGGGGGUGUGUGUCGGUGCUACAGUGACGGACAGGGGUGUGUGUGUGUCGGUGUUACAGUGACGGACAGGGGUGUGUGUGUGUCGGUGUUACAGUGACGGACAGGGGUGUGUGUGGGUGUGUUCCAAUGAUGCGUGUAGCCAUGUGUUGCACAGAGGUUGUGUGUGUUGCUGAUGGGAGAAGUGCUAUGGUUAGGGUCAGAGCUUUACAGUCAGGUUUGGGGAGUUACGGUGAGCUUUGGGAUGUUACGGAUGGUGUCGGGGCAUUAUGGUUUGGGUGUUACGGGUGGGGUUGUGGUGUUACUGAGGGAGGGGUAUACCUGACUGUACCACUGACUGUACCUUCCUCCUGUAGUGUGUUACUUCGCUGCUUAUGUUAAUCAUUGCUGAUAUUUACACGCUGAUUAACUACGUGGUGUUCAUUAACUACCUGUGCUAUGGUGUCACCAUCACUGCGCUGCUGUUACUGCGGUGGAGAAAACCCAAACUCUAUCGUCCCAUCAAGGUGAACCUGCUCUUCCCCAUCGUUUAUCUGCUCUUCUGGGGUUUCCUGCUUUUCUUCAGUUUCUGCUCAGAGCCGCUGGUGUGUGGGACUGCCCUGGUGAUCAUCCUGACCGGUGUUCCUGUCUACCUGCUUGCUAUCGAGUGGGACCAGAAGCCCAAGUUCCUUGGGCACAUCAUUGGUGAGUUCACAUCGGGGGUGGGGGAGCCUUGUCUAGCAGGGGAGGGGUGGGUUUGGUCACAACAUAGAGGAGUACAGCACAGGAACAGGCCCUUCAGCCCACAAUGUUGUGCCAAACCAACUGAAUUAGUAAUCAAAUGGCUAACUAAACUAAUCCCUUCUGCCGACACAAUGUCCGUAUACUUACAUUUUCCUCACAUUCAUCUGCUUCUCUUAAAAGUCCCUAAUAUUUCAGCCUCUACCACCAUGCCAGGCAGCAAAUUCCUGCCAUCCACCACUCCCUGUAUUUAAAAAAAAAACAACUUGCCCCUCUCAUCUACUGUGAGCUUACCCCCCUCUCACCUUAAAUGCAUGCCUUCUAGUAUUAAAUAUCUCAACCCUGGGAAACUGCCUACUCUAUCUGUGUCUCUCAUAACCUUAUCAGCCUCUUUCAGGCCUCCCUUCUGCCUCUGCCACACCAGAGACAACAACCCGAGUUUGUCCAGCCUCUCAUUAUAGCACAUGCCCUUCAAACCAGGCAGCAUCCUGGUGAACCUCUUUUGCACCCUCUCCAAAGCCUCGACAUCCUUCCUGUAAUGGGGCGACCAGAACUGUCCAGACUCCAGAUGCAGCCUGACCAGAGUUUUAUAAAACUGCAACAUAACCUCCUGACUUCUGAACUCAAUGCCUCACUAAUAAAGGCAAGCUUGUCACGACUUUUCAUAACCUCCCUAUCAACCUGUGUGGCCACUCUCAGGGAGCUAUGAACUUGGACCCCAAGAUCCCUCUGUUCAUUAACACUGUUAAGGGUCUUGCUUUAAGUGUGAUAUGGGGGAGUCAGGUGGAAUCAAGCCUAGCCCUUGACUGAGUACUCCUUACACAAGGUGUGGGAUACCAGGAGGGUAUCUGUCACUCACACUGGGACCCUCUCCCACCAAUCCCCAGCUAUUUAUUUCAAUGCAAGCAAUCUGAAAGGUGAGGCAGAUGAACUGUUUGGAUAACUGUGAGACUGCAAAAGACCACAAAACAGUACAGGCCGUUUGGCCCGUGAAAUUGUGCUGACCUUUCAACCUAUUCUAAGAUCAAUUUCCUUUCCUCCCACAUCCAUCUACCUAUCUAAGGGUCUCUAAAAUGAUCCACCUGUACCACCACCCCUGGCAUCAUGUUCCACACACUCAGAGUAUUGGUAUAUUAUAGCCAUAGCUAAUGGAGAGACAGCACUGACAGCUCAGUGAUCCAGGCUAUGGCUGUUGUAGGUGGGAAAGGGGUAUAGGGCCGAGAGGAGGAGGAUUUGUCAGAGAUGUGGGAUCAUCAUCAUCAGGUGCCAUGCCCAGUUUGAGCUUUGACUGCCUUGGCCCACACACUCCUGUUUCGGGUCAAGUGGAUCAAGUCAUUGGUAUUCAUUUCCAGUUCUCUGGCUGCAGUCUCCAUCUUUUGUCUUUGCCUUCUUCUUGCUUUCUUCCCUUCAAUUUUUCCCAUAAUUACUGUGCAUUCUAACUCCUCUUUCCUAAUCACAUGUCCAAUAAAGUUACGUUGCCUUUUCAUGAUCUCAUAUAUUUCUCUUUUUGUGUUUGCUCUGUUCAUGACACCUUCGUUAGAUAUUUGUUUUGUCCAUGAUAUUCUUUGCAUCCUCCUCAAAAACCAACUCUCUGCUGCUUUAAUUCAUUUCCUCGUGUUACUAGAUAUUGUCCAACAUUCUGAAGCAUAUAACAUAACUGGAUAAACAUAACAUUUCAGUACUCUGAGGUGGGUUGUCAUGCCUAAUUUAGUGUUGGUCAGAAUAUUCUUCGUUCUCGUAAAGGUGUCUUUUGCCAUCCCUAUUCUUCUGAAGAAUGGAGUAGGAAUUCUUAUGGAUGAAAACAUAGCCAAAAGUGUUUUAGGACUUUGGGCAAUAUCAGAAAGAGUGCUCCUUAUUAAGAUUCAGAGGACAACCAUUUGAUUUAGCAAUUAUACAGUAAUAUGCACCAACAACAGAUGGAACAAAUGAGGAUAUAGAUAAAUUCUAUGAAGAGCUUGAACAAGCAAAGAAUGGAUGCAAAUCUCAAGAUAUUGUUAUUAUCAUGGGAGAUCUAAAUGCUAAAGUAGGACAAGGUGCUGAUGGAAAUACCAUAGGAAAAUUUAGAGUAGGGGAAAGAAAUGAAAGAGGUGAGAAAUGGGUAGAAUGGUGGAAGAUGAAUAAUCAGGUCAUUAUGAAUACCUACUUUAAAAACCAUCCAAGACGCUUGUGGACCUGGAACAGUCCAGGUGAUAACACCAGAAAUCAAACUGACUUUAUUACUAUAAACCAAAGAUGUGGGAUCAUCCAGUGGAAUUAAGAAAUAAGGAGAGGGUGGUCACCUCAUAGGGGUUGCCCAUAGUGUUAUGGGCUUAGAUAGGGUGGUGCUUGUUAAGUGCAUUCUAAGGAAGUUCCCUUGGGCGAUCAAUAGAGGCUCAUGUAGGCAAUAUAUUAUAGAACAUAGAAUAGUACAGCACAUUACAGGCCCCUCGGCCAACCCUCAAACCCUGCCUCCCAUAUAACCCCCCACCUUAAAUUCCUCCAUAUACCUGUCUAAGUAGUCACUUAAAUUUCACUAGUGUAUCUGCCUCCACCACUGACUCAGGCAGUGCAUUCCACGCACCAACCACUCUCUGAGUGAAAAACCUUCCUCUAAUAUCCCCCUUGAACUUUCCACCCCUUACCUUAAAGCCAUGUCCUCUUGUACUGAGCAGUGGUGCCCUGGGGAAGAGGCGCUGGCUGUCCACUCUGUCUAUUCCUCUUAAUAUCUUGUACACCUCUAUCAUGUCUCCUCUCCUCCUCCUUCUCUCCAAAGAGUAAAGCCCUAGCUCCCUUAAUCUCUGAUCAUAAUCCAUACUCUCUAAACCAGGCAGCAUCCUGGUAAAUCUUAUCUGUACCCUUUCCAAUGCUUCCACAUCCUUCCUAUAGUGAGGCAACCAGAACUGGACACAGUACUCUAAGUGUGGCCUAACUUGUGUUUUAUAGAGCUGCAUCAUUACAUUGUGUCUCUUAAACUCUAUCCCUCGACUUAUGAAAGCUAACACCCCAUAAGCUUUUUUAACUACCCUAUCUACCUGUGAGGCAACUUUCAGGGAUCUGUGGACAUGUACCCCCAGAUCCCUCUGCUCCUCCUCACUACCAAGUAUCCUGCCAUUUACUUUGUACUCUGCCUUGGAGUUUGUCCUUCCAAAGUGUACCACCUCACACUUCUCCGGGUUGAACUCCAUCUGCCACUUCUCAGCCCACUUCUGCAUCCUAUCAAUGUCUCUCUGCAAUCUUUGACAAUCCUCUACACUAUCUACAACACCACCAACCUUUGUGUCGUCUGCAAACUUGCCAACCCACCCUUCUACCCCCUUAUCCAGUUAUCAACAAAGGUUGACUACUCCUGGAUAAUUUGGCCAGGCAGGUCACUGAGGGGGUAGUGGCGGGCAGUGACCACAGUUCUAGUAGUUUUAAAUUAGGUAUAGAAAGGGUAGAACUGGUCACAGGUUUAAGAUCUAAAUUGGGAGAAGUUGAAUUUUAAUGGUAAUUGUAGACAGUAGCUUGCAAAGAUUGAUGGGAGGAAGUUGUUGGUGAGCAACGAUCCAUAGCGAAGUCAGAAGCUUUGGAAGAUGAGAUGGUGUUUAAGGUCUGUGUGUUCCUGUCAGGGUGAAGCACAUAGCUGGUCAGAGUAGUGAACCCUGGAUGAUGAGAAUAUUAAGGAUCUGGCCAGGAAAGAAAAGUCACUGAUCAGAUAAACACACAAAAUGCUGGAGGAACACAGCAGGUUGGGUAACAUCUAUGGAGGGGAAUAAACAGUUGACAUUUCAGGCCGAGACCUGACAGGUGAGGGUGGGGGAGAAGGAAGAAGUAAAAAGUUGGGAGGUGAUAGAUGUAAGAGGUAAAGGACUGAAGAAGGAAUCAGUGUCAACUGAGAUCAAGUGAAUCUCUGGAGCUGUAAGAGUGUACAUGGAUGUGUGGUGUCUGCAAGGGCAUGCCUCACAAGUCCAGUAGAAUUUUUGAAGGUAGUCAGUGAGGGCAGAAAGAAGAAGCAGGCUUUUGGCCUGAUGAGAACAGAAUUUGGGUUGUAUAUUACAUGUGUACAAGACGUUGGUGAGGCUGCACUUGGAAUAUUGUGCCCAGUUUUAGUCACUCUAAUGUUGGAAAGAUGCCAUUGACUGGAGAGUGUGCAGACAUUUACAAAUGUAUUUCUCGGACUCGGGACUGAGUUAUGGAGAGAGGUUGAGCAGGUAGGGACUUUUCACCUAGAUGUGUCGAAUGAAGUGUGGUCCUAAAGAGGUGUACAAAUUGCAAGGGGUGAAUGACAAUUUUUUUCUAGAGGUUGGGAAAUCUUGAACUAGAGGCACAGGUUCAUAGUAACAAGAGAAAUAUUUAAAAGAAGCUUGAGGGUCAACUUUUUCCACCCAGAGGGUGGUCAGUAUCUGAAAUGAGCUGCCAGAGGAAGUGGUUGAAACAGGUACAGAAACAACACCUGAAAGGUACUUGGAUGGUAACAUGAAUAGGAACAGUUCAGAGAGAGGUGAACCAAAUGUAAGCAAAUGGGACUAGCUGAGAUGAGAAGCUUGGUCAGCAUGGACUGGUUGGGCCGAAAUGUCUGUUUUCAUGCUGUCAGAGUACAGGGGUGUGGAUCCUGGGUUACUAAGUAGGCAGAGGUGGGGAGAACCUUGGCUGCCAGGGGCUGAUGGGGGACUCCUCUGUCCCUGAGCCCACCCAGGGACAGGAAAGACCCUUUCUCCUACCCAGAUUUCCUGACAUUUGUUUUGUUUUACAGAAUCAGCAAUGUUUUCCGGACAGAAGCUGUGUUUUGUUGUUUACCCUCAGGAGGAGAUACCAGAGGGAAACGGACAACCUGCAACCCCAAAUCCAGAUGGGAAGUAGUAACUGUUGCACAGCGGGUCCGGACCACAUUGAGCAGUCACCAUCCCCUGAUGUCACCCAGGGCAGGAAUGUGUUGCCAAAAACACACGAGCGUGUGCCCGAGAGACAGAAGUUCCCAGCUUUUCCCUGUAGUGGUGGGUAGAGAUCCAUAGAGAAUGUGGGCAGGUCCAGCAGGUUGCAGCAGGCACAAGCCCAGUUUUUGAGACAGGACCCUGAUUCCAAACCUCCCCUCACCCAUCCCAUCCUGAGAAAUCGCGCUGAUCUGAGGGGGAGUCUGGGCAGUGAUGCAGACAGUGAGCAGCAGUGUCCCAGUACUGUGACCCCAAUAACCAUCUGUCCCAGGACACUGUUCUCACUGACCAUUCUGCCUGGGAUUGAGAGUGGCCACAAGUCUCCCCAGACAGCCCCCUGAACACCAUUUUCCCCCCCACCUCCAUCUGCAGUCCUGACCCUGGUCUGACUGUUUCCCCUGGCCUGUAGUCAGGCCACAGGAGACGGUGAGGAGCUGUGAUGAGGGGCCAAUUCCUCCCUCACAGUCCAGGGAGUGGGUAGGGAGGGGGAGUGGAGAGAAACAGGGAUGGGUAGCAGGCACCAACACUCACUGUCCUGACAGGACAAACUUCAGGAAGAUCAUUUGACUCAAUAAAACUUCUUGAAUCCACCUCCUGUCUCUUUCCUCAUAACCGUAAAAUUCCUGGUGUGCAUCCCCAGUGGUGAUUCACUCUGGUUCUGUAUCAGGAUUGCGACUGGGUGGGUGGGUGAAAACUAGGCAAAUGCAAUGUACUGUGAGGUCGCAAACUUGAGUGAGAGGAAGCAAAAGGCAGGUUAUCAUCCAACGAGUGAGCUGAAAUUAGAAAAGUUCAGAGCAAUCUUGGUGUCCCGAUGAAUGAAUCAUAAAGUUAGCAGGCUGGUCAACAAGGUGGCAAGUGGCAGUUGGCCUUUAGUGUACAGGGGAUGAACAGUAGGCAUGUUCUGUUUCAUUUAUACAGGUGUUGGUUAGGUCACACCUGCAAUACUGUUCAUCAUACUGUCCACCCCUUACAUACAAAAGGAUGCAGUUCCAUUGGAGGCAGUCCAGGGAUUCACCACCUGUCUAAUCACUAAUGUCCUGAUGAAGGGUCUCAGCCUGACACAUCUCUACUCAUCUCUAUAGAUGCUGCCUGACCUGCUGAGUACCUCCAGCAUUUUGUCCAUUUCUUCCAGCAUAUGCAGAAACUCAUGUUUCCAAAGAUUCACCAGGCCAAUUCCUAGCAUGAGAUGGUUGUUGUAUCACCCAUUCCCCCCCCCAUCACUUAUACUCUCCCCUCCCCCUCGACUCCUGCUGGGGCAGUUGUUGCUGCUGUGCCCUGAUUCAAGGUGAAAUCUGAGGGUUUGCAGCAUUUUCCCACCUGACUGACAAAAUUGAUACACCACACAGCUUAGGAACAUUCAGCAAGGCACAGGCAGGA